AUGAGAACUAAGAAGGUUGCUAUCAUCGGAGCGGGACCUUCCGGUCUUGUCACUGCAAAGACACUCCUACACAAUUUUCCACAUGGCACAUUCUCGCCCGUUAUAUUUGACACGCGUCAUGAAAUCGGUGGUCUUUGGCCAUGUCAUUCAACUGGCACACAAAGGCCACCUGGCGAUGUAUCUGGGAAGUUAGAUCCACAUAUGCCAACGAAUCUUAGCAGAUUCACGGUGGCUUUCUCUGAUCUUUCUUGGGAAUCAGUAUUUGAAUCCUCUAAUAUUCCCAUGUUCCCACAGGCCAGACAGGUGGGACUUUACCUUGAAGCAUAUAGGAAACGCUACAUUCCAGAGGCUUCAAUAAAGCUUGGACAUCGGGUUUUAAAGACUGUGCGCACUGUUGGUCCUGGCUCUGAGACUGGAUGGGAAGUGUCGUGGGUGACAUCAAAGUCCUCGGACAACGAUAGCAGAGAGUGUGAGCAGGAAGGAGUUCAUCAAGAUCAAGUGCAAGUCGAAAGGUUCGACUUGCUGGUUGUUGCAUCUGGAUACUUUGCUCGUCCAUACAUCCCCAAAAUUCCAGGAUUAGAGCAGCUCGCUGGUCGAGUCUUCCACAGCUCCGAGCUACAAAAAAGCAAGGGCAUACUUCGAGAUGAUGAUAAACUCUUAGCCACUGGAAAUAUCGCUAUCAUCGGAGGCAGCAUGUCAGGAGUUGAGGCCGUAUCUGCUAUUGCGCUUCAUCAAUCCUCGCAUCUACAUGAUGAAAACACUUACCAGGAUAAAAAAGAGCACAAAGUUCAUCAUAUUCACUCCCGUCCCUUUUGGACAUUACCAACUUAUCUCCCUCAUGAAACUUCGACGGAUCAACUCUCUUUCAUGCCAUUGGACUUGGCGAUGUACGACUUGAGUCGCCGACCGCCAGGUCCAAUAGACUACUCCCUGGGACUUGUCUCGGAGGAAAAGGCCACUAAAACCAAUGAGUACUUUGCUUCUCUACUGGGUCCCGAAUACGAAAAAUUGGGACAUGUUCACGAUCCCACUGCCAAAGAAAAGACAGCUUCUUGGCCUCCAUGGGUUGCGAUUGGAAAUGACUAUGCUGAGUUUGUCCGAUCUGGAGCCAUUCAAGCUACAAUGGGACGAGCUGUGUCUGUAAAAUAUAACACCCAAACGGAACUAGCCACCAUUACUAUUAACACUGCGAGUGGACGGAAGAAAUUCUUGAAGAAUAUUGCCGCUGUUGUGAUGGCUACAGGAUACACGCCUUUUGACGCACUGUCCUUUUUACCCGAGGAUGUUUUGUCUACUCUGGAAUACAGCACCGAAGAUCCAUUCCUACCUCUUGUCUUGGACAAAGGGGGUACAAUUCGCUCCGAGAUCCCGGACCUUGGAUUCGUUGGUCUUUAUCGCGGUCCAUACUGGGGAGUCAUGGAGAUGCAGGCGAGGUUCCUUGGCAACGAGUGGGCUGGAGAAGAUCAAGAAACUCUGGGAACGGAGGAUCAGAGAGCGGGCGUACGACUUCUCAGGCAUUCCGACUCAAAUACCCGUCGUAGUCAAUUCCCGAUGGGAGACUAUGUAGGUCUGAUGGAGGCAUUUGCUAGAGAUCUGGAAAUUGAGCGCACAAGUCUAUCGAAUGAUGGCAGUCGAUCUGGACCGGUUAUUCCUGCUCGCUAUACCUAUAAUCAAGGAUCUUCCCCCGUGGAUACCUUGAAUCCUACUUCGGAUACACAGCUUACCUUGGACGCGUUAACGAGUAUAUCUGAUGAAGACCAUCAAGCUCGGGAAAUAGCUACAGCAGUCGCUGUUUUUAGAGCUCUCCACGGAACUUGGACAUCUUGGCAGACGGACCCAGUCUCUGGCAAAGAAGAAAAGUUUGAAGCUGUUAGCUUCUCUCCACGGUACUCAUCCGAGAGGUUUGAUAUGGAAUACGUUUGUCAUGGGAAGCGGCGUCCAGGUGGUCUUGCUAGUACCUCUAUUUUCCGGUUAUUGGAAGCAACUGCCAGUGGGACUGCAAAUAUUGAAAUCUGGCCAGGUGAGACAAGCCCCAAUGAAAAAACUACCACAGAUAUCCGGACCUUACGACUUUCGCCUCUCUAUCCCAAAAGAGUGGAUGGGACAUAUGUUCCUGGAGAAUACAUCGUAUAUGGCCAGAUGUAUUCUACCACGAAAGUUCUCCCCCGCACUGGUCCUGAUCAUUCUCUGCCAGUGGAUGACGACGGCUCUCCUAAACCUUAUAACUAUAUCUUCCACUUUAGCGGAGUCUCGAUCGUGUCUUGGGAGUUUUAUUAUGCAGGCUACAUUUGUGUGAAAAGCCAGGAAGAGACAGGGCAGUCCUUGCCACACCGAAUCAUUUAUCGGAGAUGA
Molecule: messenger RNA, 2352 nt
Organism: Penicillium malachiteum
Lineage: Eukaryota; Fungi; Ascomycota; Eurotiomycetes; Eurotiales; Aspergillaceae
Exons: 3
Coding region: 1-2352 (783 amino acids)
Molecular function (GO): flavin adenine dinucleotide binding; N,N-dimethylaniline monooxygenase activity; NADP binding
Source: RefSeq, a predicted model, not a curated record